AUGGUCAAAAGAGUUCUGGUUACCUAUGGUGUCGAUGUCGAUGCUGUCAGUGGGUGGAUCAAUACUUGUUCAGGAGAGCCUGCUGGUCCUACCGAUGUCUCUCGUGGUGUUUUCGGAGCCACCGUUGGGAUCGAUCGUAUCCUGAAGCUGUUCAAUAAGUACGGAAUUAAAGGAACAUGGUUCGUUCCGGGCCACUCUGUGGAAUCCUUCACGAGUCAGCUGAAAAAGGUCCGCGAUACUGGACAUGAGAUUGGUCUUCAUGGCUAUUCCCAUGAAUUCGUUGCCACUAUGAAUGAGCAGCAGCAACGUGAUAUCAUGACGAAGUCCAUCGAUGUACUCACAAAUUUCCUUGGAAAAGGGCCGCGUGGAUGGACCGCUCCCGCAUGGAACACAUCUAAACAAUCAAUCCGAGUACUGGAGGAAUUCGGUAUUGAGUACGACCAUUCUUUCAUGCAUCAUGAUUGCCAGCCAUACUAUGUCCCUAAUGGCGAAGAAGAAUGGCAAGAAACCGACUCCAAGAAGGAAGCGUCAACCUGGAUGCAGCCCAUGACUAAGAUCACGCCGAGCAAAGUGGUCGAGAUUCCAGCUAAUUGGCACCUUGACGACUGGCCUCCCUUCGUUGUCAGCAAAGCAGCUAACUCUCACGGCUAUGUUGAUCCAGAUGUCAUUGAGAAGCUGUGGAAGAAACAGUUUGACUAUUUCUACCGGGAAUAUGACACUUUCAUUUUUCCGAUGACCAUCCAUCCCCAAGUGAGCGGGAAGCCACAGGUGAUUCUCAUGCAUGAGAAUAUUAUUGACCAUAUCAAUUCGCAUGAGGGCGUGGAAUGGGUUACUAUGGAACAAAUUGUGGACGAAUUCAAAGCGGGCAAGAUCCCAGGGGCAACUGUUGAAGGGGGUGCAUAG
Molecule: messenger RNA, 903 nt
Organism: Penicillium waksmanii
Lineage: Eukaryota; Fungi; Ascomycota; Eurotiomycetes; Eurotiales; Aspergillaceae
Product: polysaccharide deacetylase family protein
Exons: 4
Coding region: 1-903 (300 amino acids)
Biological process (GO): carbohydrate metabolic process
Molecular function (GO): hydrolase activity, acting on carbon-nitrogen (but not peptide) bonds
Source: RefSeq, a predicted model, not a curated record